UGCAGGUGAGAGAGUACACGCGACGCGACUUUCUUUUUUGUCAAAGACGACGCUCGUGUCACUUCUGUUUUCUGACUGGAACUUUGACUUAUUUAGACUUUAUAUAGUUGUUUAAUUACUCGCUGUGAAAUCCUUUGAGCUGAUGGGAGACACCGCGGUUCAGCUCACCGGUGUAAAUGAAGUGGGGAACAGUGGAACCAAAAGCAGACCUCUGGUUUCCACCAUGUCCACAUCAAGGCGAGGAGCAACAGUGAGCUUCCACAACAUCCAUUACAGUGUGAAGAUGAAGAGUGGAUUCCUCUGCAAGAGGAAGAUCACACAGAAAGACAUCCUCAUCGAUCUCAAUGGCAUCAUGAAGCCGGGACUGAACGCUAUUCUGGGAGCGACGGGAAGUGGAAAGUCAUCUUUUCUGGAUAUCUUGGCUGCUCGUAAAGAUCCUGCUGGUCUGUCUGGUGAGGUUCUGAUAGACGGAGCUCCACAACCUCCAAACUUCAAAUGUUUGUCUGGAUAUGUAGUUCAGGAUGAUGUUGUGAUGGGGACGCUGACCAUUCGAGAGAAUCUUCGUUUCUCAGCGGCAUUACGACUUCCCAAAACAAUCAGUCAGCGAGAAAAAGAUGAGAAGGUUGAGAGACUCAUUCAGGAGCUCGGAUUGAGCAAAGUGGCUGAUUCACGGGUGGGCACGCAGCUGAUUCGCGGAGUCUCGGGUGGAGAGAGGAAGAGGACGAAUAUUGGUAUGGAGCUGAUCAUUGAUCCUCCGGUGCUGUUCCUGGAUGAACCGACAACGGGCCUGGACGCCAGCACGGCAAACUCUGUCCUCAAACUCUUGAAACGGAUGGGGAACAAUGGUCGUACCAUCAUAUUGUCCAUUCAUCAGCCGCGUUACUCCAUCUACAGGCUGUUUGACAGUCUGACGCUGCUGGCCGGAGGACGACUGUUAUAUCACGGAGCCGCUCAGAACGCUCUCAACUACUUCAGUGACAUCGGAUACACCUGUGAAGCUCAUAAUAACCCUGCCGAUUUCUUCCUGGACAUCAUCAAUGGAGACUCGACGGCCGUCACGCUCAACAAGUUAAAUGACAGCGAGGAACUGGACCAGGAUCAGCUCACUUCAUCUCUGAAGGGAAUCCAGGAGCAUUUAGUGGAGGAAUACAAGAAAAGCUCAAACUACAAAGAAACUCAAGCUGAGGUCCAGAGGAUCAUUCAGGGUAAAGAUUACAGCACACGACCCAAAUCCAGAACCAUCACCUACAACAACUCCUUCUUUCAUCAGUUCAACUGGGUUCUCAAGAGGACCUUCAAGAACCUUCUGCUCAAUCCUCAGACUUCAAUCGCUCAGAGUUUGGUGAUGGUUUUUCUGGCUCUGGUUGUUGGAGCGAUCUUCUUUGAUUUGAAAACUGAUGGAAGUGGAACUCAGAACAGGAUGGGUGUUCUGUUCUUCAUCACAACCAAUCAGUGCUUUAGUUCUCUGUCCUCAGCUGAGCUUUUCAUCACAGAGAGGAAACUGUUUGUACACGAGUACAUCAGUGGAUACUACAGAGUCUCCGUUUACUUUCUGACCAAGAUCCUGUCUGACAUCCUCACACUACGAACCAUUCCAGCUAUAAUCUUCAGCUGUGUGGUGUACUGGAUGUUAGGACUGAAAGCAACGGCCGAGGCUUUCUUCAUUUUCUUCUUCUCUGUUAUUAUGGUGGCGUACACGGCCACAUGCAUGACUCUGGCCAUUUCUGCAGAUCAGACAGUGACGGCCAUCGCAAACAUCUUCAUGACCAUCGCCUUUGUGUUUAUGAUGAUCUUUUCUGGGCUGUUGGUGAAUCUGACCACCAUUGCUGCUUGGUUAAACUGGUUAAAAUAUUUCAGUAUUCCUCGCUACGGUCUGACUGCUCUGCAAAUUAACGAGUUUAGGGGACUUCAAUUUUGUGACAAAAGAAACUUGACAGGAUCCCUUGUAGAAGUGUAUGUAUCAUUAUAUCAUCAUUAUAUAUCUCACACAAACACACACAUACAGUACACACAAUCUUUCACAUUUUUUUUGUUGUAUUUUUGUAGGUGUACUACAGGAGAGAUGUUUCUAGAGCAGCAGGGCAUUGAUUAUUCUGAAUGGGGUUUGUGGCAAAAUCAUUUGGCUCUGGGCAUCAUGAGCAUCAUCUUCCUCAUUAUUGCUUAUCUUAAACUGCGCUUUAUCAAGAAAUUUACAUAAACACACACACACACACGUCCUCUUAUUUAAUAGCUGCUAACAUCUGAUCAGUUUUAUAGCAGUUUAUUUUAUAUUACACUGGAUUUGGGUUGAUGUCAUAACUGUGUAAAUAUUAUGCUCAUAUUUGAUAAUCAUGACCACAGAAACUCUUCACCAAUCUGCUCAGGUAUUGAAUGAAAGCUUUAAAUCACUUUUGUCUAUGCACACAGUAAAUAAGGGUUGCAUUCAGGAGUCACUCCAGUUUAAGAAAAAAAGGUCUGUUUUAUGCACUAUAACUGUGGAAAAUAUUUCUGAAGUUUCUUUUUUAAUAUUGUUAGUGUUUCAUAAUUAAUCUUAUAAUAGUGUUUAAUAGAAAAUAAAAAAUUAAUGUUUAAUAAAAAUGUCAUUUUGAACAAAACCAUUUCUGGACUAAAGUUUAUUCAUCUUGUAUAACAUUCAGCUGAUGUGACCUCAGAAACCAACACACAAAUAAAUCACACAUGACCUCUGUGUCUGUGUUAAAGUAGUCAUGAACUAUAAAAACAUCCUGUAAGUUUCAGACCUCAACAUUUUUUCAUGACUUAAAAUAAAACAGCAAAAAAACAAGCUGUCAAAAUGCUUUGUCAGAUUUUGUCUCUACAAUAAACCUUUGUAGACGAUCAACAUUUGACUCGUACACGCUAAAAAUGAAAAUGAUUGGUUAUUUUACAGUUUUUCUCAGUCACUUUUUUUUUAAGAAAUUCAUUUUUUAAAACACUUCAUCAAGUCAGUUGUGCACAACAUAAAAGCAAAUUCUCAUUGUUUUGAACAAAUUGCAAAUGCUUUGAUACAAAGAUGAUUAUGUGCAAUUGUCUUUUACAUUUUUAAUUGCUUAUGUCAUUUUCAUCAAAAUACAUUAUACUGAUUGUGAAAUUAGUUCAGCGCACAAGUCAUGACCUUUUUGUCAUAAUCUGUUUUUUCAUUUUUUGUAAAUGUGAACUGUAUUGAUAAAUUGCUAAAGGGGAAUAAUGAAUGUGUGAAGUGUUAGGUGUCUGUAUAAAACAUGUUGAGUGAUUAUUUGCUAUGUUGCACGAAAAGGAUGUCCAUCAGGAAAAAAAUGAAUGAAUUUUUUACAUUAUACAGUGAACCUUUUUAUUCACAAUUGUAUUUGUACAGUAAAAAUAUAACGUGUGUAAAAUUUAACAGAAAAAAUUAAAGGUAUAAAUGUGAAUUCUG
This is a messenger RNA of Misgurnus anguillicaudatus (oriental weatherfish), 3391 nucleotides long. NCBI's taxonomy places the organism in Eukaryota, Metazoa, Chordata, Actinopteri, Cypriniformes, Cobitidae. The record is from RefSeq and is a predicted model, not a curated record.